Messenger RNA from Acanthochromis polyacanthus (spiny chromis), 3538 nucleotides. It is a transcript of the gene zftraf1, whose product is annotated as zinc finger TRAF-type containing 1. Bases 568 to 1698 code for a protein of 376 amino acids. The record is from RefSeq and is a predicted model, not a curated record. Lineage: Eukaryota; Metazoa; Chordata; Actinopteri; Pomacentridae. Gene Ontology annotation, molecular function: zinc ion binding. Gene Ontology annotation, cellular component: nucleus. The transcript is spliced from 7 exons.
UUAAAUACCCCAAGUCAUCUGCCACAACAAAACAUUCCGCUGUCAGCCAAUUCACGGCUCUGUUCAAGUGUUGCCGGCGCUCACAGGCCCUCACACAGACAGGAAAUUUAUUUACUUUCAAAUGCGCAACUUCUGUUACUGGCCACAAUCGAGAGCCUACCCGAGUUAAAGCGAAACUGACCCGGAGUCUGUGCAGGGUGAAGUCGGGGAGACGGACAGGAAAAAAACAAAGAUGGCUGUGUAGCCAGAGAGACAAGUCCCAACAGAACUGUCUCUAUCCGCGGCUUUAAUCACCGACACGUCCCGUGGGUCCCGUGGACAGUCAGCCGGUACCGGAGCAGGGACGCAGGGAGCAGCCGAGCUGAGCCCCCGGUGCACAUCGUUGUAAUCUGCUGUCAUUGCGAAUAACGGCGUCGGGAGUGCAACAACAGCUGAGAGUUGUUUUUGUUCUGCUGGGCAAAGGGAGAGGACUGCUGUGUUUUUGUCAACGCAGCUAGCCGCAUAGUCUGCUAGCCUCACUCCUGGUCGCGACAGGUACAUAUCACACAUUUUGAGACAGCCGUCGCCAUGUCUUCACUGGAAGAGAGAGACGUGGGCGUUGCGGCCGCCCCUGGCUCCUCCUCGGCCGGCCUUGGGGUCGGGGCCGUGGGGGCAGCGGUGGAGGCUGUCGCCGGGGUCGCAGCCAUGCAGGAGGAGGUCGGGAUACGACGAGAAGGGCCCGAGCCUGACCCAGACGAGCCACCCAAGAAGAGGGUGAAAAUACCCGAGGGAGAGUCAGGGAAGCUGGAGGAGAGACUGUACUCAGUGCUGUGCUGCACCGUGUGCCUAGACUUGCCCAAGGCGUCUGUUUACCAGUGUACCAAUGGACACCUGAUGUGCGCCGGCUGUUUUAUCCACCUCCUAGCUGACUCCCGUCUCAAGGAGGAGCAGGCCACGUGUCCCAACUGCAGGUGUGAGAUCAGCAAGAACCUGUGCUGCAGGAACCUUGCAGUGGAGAAGGCUGUCAGUGAGCUGCCGACAGAAUGUACCUUCUGUCUAAAACAGUUCCCCCGCUCCAGCUUAGAGAGACACCAGAAAGAGGAGUGCCAAGACAGGGUGACACAGUGUAAGUACAAGAGGAUCGGCUGCCCCUGGCAAGGUCCGUUUCAUGAGCUGCCGGCACAUGAAAGCGAGUGUUCUCAUCCGACGAAGACUGGUACAGAGCUGAUGGGAAUUCUGGGGGAGAUGGACCAGAACCACCGCAGAGACAUGCAGCUCUACAACAGCAUCUUUAGCCUGCUCUGCUACGAGAAGAUUGGGUUUACAGAGGUUCAGUUCAGGCCGUACCGCACCGAUGACUUCAUCACUCGCUUAUACUAUGAAACACCGCGCUUCACCGUUCUCAACCAGACGUGGGUGCUGAAGGCCCGUGUCAACGACUCCGAGCGCAACCCCAACCUCUCCUGCAAGCGCACCCUCUCCUUCCAGCUCAUCCUCAAGAGCAAGGUGAACUCGGCCCUGGAGUGCUCCUUCCUGCUGCUGAAGGGGCCGUACGACGACGUGCGGAUCAAGCCGGUCAUCCACCACCACGCCUUCAGCAACGACGCCAACGAGACCGACUACGUCCCGCUGCCCAUCUCCGACUCGGUGGAGUGCAACAAACUGCUGGCCGCCAAAAACAUCAACCUACGCUUGUUCAUCUUCCAAGUCCAAAAAUAAAGAGCGAGAGAAGAGAUGAAGGAGGAGGAGGAGGAGGAGGAGGAUGAAGCGGACGAGGAAGCAGUGGAGUGAGGAUGUGAUGAUUAAAGAGAGACACCACUGAACCAUUGAUACCUCUUAACACCUACACACACACACACACAUGCUCACACACACACACACACACACACCUUUACGCAGGGUACUCACGUUUACACACACACACACACACACCACUAAUUACACUUACCUCCUUUUUCAAGAUAGUGAGACCCCUUGCUCGGGAAAGCUGUGAGUUGCUAUGGAGAUGGGUGGGCAUUGAUAUGGGAUGGAGGGGUGUUGGUGGUGGAGGAGGAAGGGGCUCCCAGACGGUUGGUGUGUCUCUGUGGACCUUUUCACCCGCCACAGCCGAAGGUAGCACACACGCCAACCAAAGCAGGGUUUGCUGGAUGUCGCGUGCAUGUUUGUGUGUUUGUUUGUUUUUGUGUGUGUGAGUGCAGAGUUCAGCGACGGACGCCGGAGCGCAGCCGGAAUUCUGCUCGCGUGUUCAAAUGUCCCAAAGACGUGAUAAUGUGAAAACAGAGCGAUUGACUCUACUGAGAUGUUCUUUGGACAUGUGAAUGGAGGUGGAGGGUGUGAAUGUGUGUGAAUGUGUGCGUUUCCCCUUCUCUCUUGACACACUUUACACCCGAGUUUCGUCAACAGUUCUCUCCCGUUUUGGCAAAAACGACCACGUCGCGUGUCCGACUUUGUCGUAAAAGUACCCCCUUCCACCUUCCAUCAAGAGGAGAGACGGCCUGGCUGCAUGCAUAUUUUAGUUCUUCGGAUUAUUCCUCCGGCUGUGGUUAUAUUUAACCUCCAACACUAAUACCAUUUUUAUUUCUCUUAACCCUGAAUAUUUAAGUACACGUGAACCUUUUUUUUCUUUGUAGUUGGGUUUUUAGCGUGUGAAUGGCUGCCUGUGUGUGUGUGUGUGUGUGAGUGUGUGAUAACAGAUCAUAACUGUGAAUGUGUCCCCACGUGAACAACUGUACAAUCCUGGAGGACAUAACUAGAAAGACUGGAUUACCACCAAAACCCCUCAAGUUUCACCACGUCGGUUGCUUUCUGGUAAUUUAAUUGCUCUCUUAUUAGUUGGGAAUUUGCAUUGCUGAGGUGAAACACAAACUGGAUCACGCUAUUAUGGAAUCUUUGUAGUUUUAGUUUUAUAGCUCGUAUUAUAACAUGGUGCGUUUUUCUAUCUUUCUUUAAAGGAUUUAUUGUUUUGUUCCAAGAUUAAUCAAAUCGGACUCCUCAAAACGCUGGUAAAAUUCUCCUAAAUCGGCUUGCGUUUCGUCAAAUGACCACAAACUGAUUGACCCACAGAAAACCUGAGGACAUAUUGCAGUAUAAGAGUACUACUAGGAUUCACUCAGCUUCUUGUUGCCUCCAGCCACCAAUUUUUUUUGCUCUCGGCCCCGCAAAGGCGAGUGAAGCAGCCCAAACUGUGAGAGUCUCAGGGUGAUCAGGACUCCAAAAUCAGAAGCCCUCUUUAGAAGACUUUUUUGUCCUUUGGAAGCGAGACAUUAGGUGGUGAUGGAUGGUGUGUGUGCGUGUGUGUGUGUGUUUGUGUGUGUGUGGCAGGGGUGGCAAUGGGGAGGGGUUUACCUUACCAUGGUGACAUAUUAGUGUUAGACUUUACUUGAACGAAAACGAGAAGAUGUUACUUAAAGUAGAUCCUACUGUAAAGCAGAUAGAUCUCUCUCCUCCUGACCUCUACUUCCUGUAUUUCUGUGUUUUAAUGCUUUGUCUCUAUGCCAGUGGACUCACUCAUCUCACUAUUGGCUGUACAUGUGCCUUUUAUUAAAGAUCAUGAAACCUG